CCUCCUCCCUCUCUCUCUCUGCUGUUUCGCUUCGCUUUCUCUCUCCUUCCUCGCUUCGCCUCCUCCCUUCUACACAGAGAGGCCGAAUCCCGUCGCCCGCGCUUGGGGACAGGGGGGAAAGAUCUUUUCUACGAACCGGUUCUCUUCACCGGCGCGGCGGCGGACUGUACCCUAGCCGGAGCGGAGCUGCUCCGGCGCGGCGGGGGCGGGGGUGGUAGUGGCGGCGAGCGCGUUGCCGGCGGACGAGGGUUCCUACGGGCCGCGCCGCGCCGCGCGAUUUAGCGCGAGUCGUCCUUCGGAUCGCUGGCGGGCCGGAGCUGCGUACUGGAGCUGGCUGGUGGCUUCGUGGCGGGAAUGCUGGCCUAAUCCUGCUCAAUUUUGGUGGAUCUCGUGGGUAUGCUGGUCUGAAAGGAUGGUGAGUUGAGUGGUGACAUAACCUUGGAGCGGUUUGCAGAGCUUGGAGCUCUCCGAUUGCCCGCAAAGGAUGGUUUCCUCGGGUCCCCCGAACCCAAUGGGACCUGGGCAGCCAAUGGGUGCUGCUUCUCUUCUCCGGACGAAUUCCAGCCUGCUCAGUGGUGGCCAGCAGGGAAUGGGUAGCGGUGGCAUGCUUCAGUCACAGUCCCCAUUCUCAUCUCUUGUUUCCCCGCGCACACAGUUUAGUGGGAAUGGCCUGCUUGGAGGGUCCUCGAAUGCCUCCCCCCUGCUCAACAGGCAGUCCUUUGGUAACGGAGGGACUGUGCCGGGUCCAGGGCAAAUGGCUAAUGGCGGGCUUCCGAUGAAUACGCUUCAGCAAAGAGGGGGGCUUGAUGGUGCUGGUGACUUGAUUGGCAUGGGUGGAUCUGAUCCUAUGUCAUCCUCCCAGGUUAGUUUGGGCAAUCACCUAGGUUCAGAUAACUUGCAGCAGCAGCAGCAGAAGAUGGAUAUGCAGGAUUUGCAACAGCAGCAGCAGCACCACCAACAACUACCGAUGUCUUACAAUCAGCAGCAAUUGCCAACGCAGCCGCUGCAGCUUCAUGGUACAGUGAAGAUGGAGAAUGGCGGCAGCACAGGUGGAGUCAAAUUAGAACAGCAGAUGGGACAGCUUGACCAAAAUGGCCCAGCCCAGAUGAUGCGCAAUGCUGGCAAUGUAAAAUUUGAGCCACAUCAGUUGCAAUCGUUGAGGGGUUUGGGUGCGGUGAAGAUGGAGCAACCGAAUUCAGAUCCAUCAGCAUUCUUGCAGCAACAGCAGCAGCAGCAGCAGCACCAUUUGUUACAGCUCACGAAGCAGAACCCUCAAGCUGCUGCGGCUGCCCAACUGAACCUUUUGCAACAACAGCGUAUCAUGCAUAUGCAGCAGCAGCAACAACAACAGAUUCUGAAGAACCUUCCUUUACAGAGAAAUCAAUUACAGCAGCAGCAGCAGCAGCAGCAGCAACAACAUCAACAUCAGCAGCAGCAGUUACUUCGUCAACAAAGUCUAAACAUAAGAACUCCAGGAAAGCCUGCUUCCUAUGAGCCAGGUACCUGUGCAAAGAGACUGACCCAUUACAUGUAUCAUCAACAAAACAGGCCACAGGAUAAUAAUAUUGAGUACUGGAGAAACUUUGUCAAUGAGUAUUUCGCGCCAACUGCCAAAAAGAGGUGGUGUGUAUCUCUCUACGGAACUGGUCGUCAAACUACUGGAGUUUUCCCUCAGGAUGUCUGGCACUGUGAAAUAUGCAAUCGGAAGCCUGGCCGGGGCUUUGAGACAACAGUUGAGGUCUUACCGCGAUUAUGCCAAAUCAAAUAUGCGAGUGGUACAUUGGAAGAACUAUUGUAUAUUGAUAUGCCACGUGAAUCCAAAAAUGCAUCUGGUCAGAUUGUUUUGGACUAUACUAAAGCAAUCCAGGAAAGUGUCUUUGAGCAAUUGCGUGUCGUACGCGAGGGGCAUCUAAGGAUAAUUUUUAAUCCAGACCUCAAGAUUGCAUCUUGGGAGUUCUGUGCUAGGCGUCAUGAGGAACUUAUCCCACGGAGGUCAAUAAUACCGCAGGUUAGUCAGCUUGGCGCGGUUGUACAAAAGUACCAGGCUGCUGCUCAAACUCCAACGAGUUUAACAACUCAGGACAUGCAGAAUAAUUGCAACUCGUUUGUUGCAUGUGCCCGCCAACUGGCUAAAGCUCUGGAGGUGCCUUUGGUAAAUGAUUUAGGAUACACAAAACGAUAUGUCCGCUGCCUUCAGAUUGCAGAGGUGGUAAACUGUAUGAAAGAUUUGAUUGACCACAGCAAGCAGACUGGAUCUGGACCAAUCGAUAGCCUGCAUAAAUUUCCUCGGAGGACUCCAUCAGGGAUCAACCCUCUUCAACCACAGCAGCAACAACCUGAAGAACAGCAAUCUGUUCCGCAGAGUUCAAACCAGAGUGGCCAAAAUUCUGCCCCUAUGGCUGGUGCGCAGGCUUCUGCCUCUGCCAAUGCAGAUGUGACAUCAAAUAAUUCUCUCAGUUGUGCACCCUCUACAUCUGCACCCUCACCAACUGUUAUGGGGAUCCUGCAAGGUUCAAUUGAUUCUAGCCAAGAUCAUCUAAUGAGCAGUGCAAAUGGUCAGUAUAACAGUGGGAAUAAUGGUGCAAUUCCCAAGGUGAACUCCGCAAGUUCAUUACAGUCAAAUCCUUCUACCUCUUUCCCUUCCCAGGUACCUAUAUCAUCCAAUAACAACAUGAUGCCUGCCCUUCAGAAUACAAACCAACUCAGUUCCCCAGCAGUAUCAUCAAACUUGCCGCCAAUGCAGCCUCCUGCAACUCGAUCUCAGGAGCCUGAGCAAAGUGAUGCCCAAAGCUCGGUUGAGAGAAUCUUGCAAGAGAUGAUGUCAUCACAAAUGAAUGGUGUUGGCCAUGCAGGGAAUGACAUGAAGAGACCAAACGGAUUUACCCCUGGUAUUAAUGGGGUUAACUGCUUAGUUGGUAAUGCUGUCACAAAUCACUCUGGAGUCGGAGGAAUGGGGUUGGGGGCCAUGGGUGGGUUCGGUUCAAAUCCUACAGCUAAUGGGUUGAGAAUGGCAGUGACGAACAAUGCAAUGGCAAUGAACGGGAGGAUGGGAAUGCAUCACAGUGCACAUGACCUAUCACAGUUGGGCCACCAGCAGCAGCAACAACAGCAGCAGCAGCAGCAGCAUGACAUAGGAAAUCAGCUGUUGGGUGGACUUAGAGCAGGAAAUAGCUUCAAUAAUCUUCAGUAUGAUUGGAAACCCUCUCAAUAGCGUGGCUGGAAACACUCAAGUUCAAUAUGAUGAUGACGCAGCUGUUCUCACUGGGCUCAUCGCUUAUGGACCAUCAGCGUCAGCGCCAUAAACUCCCCUUGGGCCAAAAGCAUAUGGGCUUUGCUCUAAUGGUGCCAUAGAAAGGAAUCAUAAGCAAUGGCAAGCACUGAGCUGGUCACUGUUAUGGUGCAUCAGUUUGUUUAGCUGGUUCGCUGUGUAUUAUGCAACUAUGACACUGAGCUACCUGCCUUGGUUAUCUUACCGAAAGAUAAGAGGGUUAGAAUCUGCCUGCACGGGCAGCCGUCGGUACUGGUGUACGGUGUUAUUUCUCACCCAGAAAAGAAGUUUUUCCUCUAUUUUCUCUCUUGACGGAUGACAUCCAAUCUGUGACUUAUCGUCGCCCCUUCUGUAGCAAUCAUAUGUGCUUAUAUCUCUCUUUGCUUGAGAAUUUUCCCUUUGUAGCCUUACUAUACUCUCUGUAAGUUGCCAUAUUGACUGACUAGUGAAAAAGUAUCAGCAAUGUUUGGGAGAUCUCA
Aegilops tauschii subsp. strangulata is the source of this 3747-nucleotide messenger RNA. Its product is annotated as transcriptional corepressor SEUSS. The record is from RefSeq and is a predicted model, not a curated record. NCBI's taxonomy places the organism in Eukaryota, Viridiplantae, Streptophyta, Magnoliopsida, Poales, Poaceae.